AUGGCAUACUUGGCCCCUGGCCCAAGUCUCUACACAAUACUUGUCCACGCUACUGCCCCUCUCGGCGGCCUUGGAGACGGGCAUUUCGUUUGGCCCCAAUUCCCAGUCCUGGAGCUGACGGCUGCGGAAGAAAGGAGCUUCCUCGGUUCCGGGUAA
Pyrenophora tritici-repentis Pt-1C-BFP is the source of this 156-nucleotide messenger RNA. Lineage: Eukaryota; Fungi; Ascomycota; Dothideomycetes; Pleosporales; Pleosporaceae. The record is from RefSeq and is a predicted model, not a curated record.